GCGUGCCACGGGGCACGGCUGGCUGGUCACCGAGGUCCCCAGCCCCUUGCAGAGACCAGGGCGACGUGGCCCGGGCGCCUGGAUGCGGGGACGUCGAGAGACCCGUGGUGGGCACGGGGGGCCCCGGGCGGUCCCCGGGGGCGGGCUGAGAGGAGGGACCCUGUUCAGGGGAGCGGUGGGCACAGGCCCCCUCGUGCCCCGGGCUGCCGUCCGCCACCCGCCUCCACCUCCAGGCUGGCGCCGUGCCAUCCCUGACGGGGCCAGGCCUCUUGGCUGCUAGCGUGGGGAUGGCAGCCCGUGCGGUGCCCCCGUUCCUGCGUAGGGGGGGUGGGGGGCCGUGCGCCGGCCUGGCCUGAGCCGACGGGCGCCGCCGCUCUGCGCAGGUUACUGGAAGACUACCUGGAGGCCAUCGAGGGGAUCAAGAGGCACCUGCUGCGCAAGUCAGAGCCCAGGAAGCUCACCUUCGUGGGAGAGCUCGCCCACGGCCGCUUCAGCGCCAAGAUGGACCACCUGGUGUGCUUCCUGCCAGGGACGCUGGCUCUGGGCGCCCACCACGGCCUGCCCGCCAACCACAUGGAGCUGGCCCGGGCGCUCAUGGACACCUGCUACCAGAUGAACCGCCAGAUGGAGACGGGGCUGAGCCCCGAAAUCGUGCACUUCAACCUGUACCCCCAGGGCGACCGCAAGGAUGUGCAGGUCAAGGUGAGUCUGGGCCGGGGUCUGGGCCCAGCUCAGCCCGUGUCCCUCUCUCCCCUGGCGGCGGAGCUCAGCCCGCGUCCCCCCGUCACCUUUGCCGGUUGAGCUCACUCCGUGC
Molecule: messenger RNA, 814 nt
Organism: Suricata suricatta (meerkat)
Lineage: Eukaryota; Metazoa; Chordata; Mammalia; Carnivora; Herpestidae
Product: endoplasmic reticulum mannosyl-oligosaccharide 1,2-alpha-mannosidase-like
Exons: 2
Coding region: 502-801 (99 amino acids)
Biological process (GO): N-glycan processing; carbohydrate metabolic process
Cellular component (GO): endoplasmic reticulum; membrane
Molecular function (GO): calcium ion binding; mannosyl-oligosaccharide 1,2-alpha-mannosidase activity
Source: RefSeq, a predicted model, not a curated record